Messenger RNA from Haliotis rubra (blacklip abalone), 6028 nucleotides. Its product is annotated as palmitoyltransferase ZDHHC14-like. Bases 394 to 1764 code for a protein of 456 amino acids. The transcript is spliced from 15 exons. NCBI's taxonomy places the organism in Eukaryota, Metazoa, Mollusca, Gastropoda, Lepetellida, Haliotidae. Gene Ontology annotation, cellular component: endoplasmic reticulum; Golgi apparatus. Gene Ontology annotation, molecular function: protein-cysteine S-palmitoyltransferase activity. The record is from RefSeq and is a predicted model, not a curated record. Gene Ontology annotation, biological process: peptidyl-L-cysteine S-palmitoylation; protein targeting to membrane.
ACUGAUCAGGCCAAGGAAGCGUGACCACAGUCAAUAGCCAAGAAGUCAGUGUAGUUCACAGGACAUCCUCCUUAUUUCAAAUAUUGAGUCACAUAGCUCAAUAUUGACUAUACCUGUGCAACAGAUACUUGGUUGAAGUCACCAAUGUGCAUGUCACUGUUUGAAGCCAUUUGUCCGACGGUAUAAUUCAAUGUGGGCACUAUUCACAUGAUAAAGGACAGACUGGAACCUGGGGUUAUUUCGCAAUAGUACGGAUCACUACCGGUUGUCAAUGAAGGUGGUGUUUUGUAAACAUAUAGGUCGGUGUGAAUGUACGAGUUACAUAAAACAUCGGAGUAAUGGAUUAGAUUAGCUGGAAUCUAACACACACCUGUGGGAUGGCUGCCCGUGUGCAUGCAGCACACACAGUGGAAGCCAUGCUCACCACAUAUGUCAAGGGUUAAACAAGGUGAAGAGUCUCCGUCAAAACAUAUUGACGAAGAUCAGGAUAAAAUGGCGAAAAAAGUGAGAAGAUGGGAAGUAUUUCCAGGAAAAAAUAAAUUUCACUGCAACGGAAGAAUCAUGAUGGCCAAACAAACUGGAAUCUUCUACUUGACUUGCACCUUGAUCAUCGUCACCAGUGGACUGUUCUUCGCGUUCGACUGUGUGUAUCUGGCAGUGGAAGUUACUCCAGCAAUUCCCGCCAUCGGAGGGGCCUUGUUUAUAUUCGUCAUGGCUACAUUAUUCCGAACUAGCUUCAGUGAUCCCGGAGUUAUCCCACGGGCAACACCUGACGAAGCUGCAGAGUUAGAGAAACAAAUGGAGGUCCCCAAUGCCAGUUCCCCUGGGACGUACCGCCCUCCGCCUCGCACCCGUGAGGUGGUGGUCAAGGGACAGGUUGUCAAGCUCAAGUACUGCUUCACAUGUAAAAUAUUUCGCCCCCCUCGGGCUUCCCACUGCAGCCUUUGUGAUAAUUGCGUUGAGCGCUUCGACCAUCACUGUCCCUGGGUGGGCAACUGUGUUGGCAAGAGAAACUAUCGCUAUUUUUACCUCUUCAUCCUGUCCCUGUCAAUACUGUGUAUUUACAUAUUUGCCUGUGUGCUGACACAUCUCAUACUAAGAGCCCAGCAUGAUAACUUCCUCAAUGCGAUGAAAGAAUCACCAGCAAGCAUUGUGGAGGCUAUUAUAUGUUUCUUCUCGGUGUGGUCAAUAAUUGGUCUUGCUGGAUUUCACACGUACCUGACCACUUCAGAGCAAACCACAAACGAGGAUAUUAAGGGUUCAUUUACAGCCAAGAGGGGCCAAGAAAACUUCAAUCCCUACAGCAAGGGCUCAAUAUUUAGGAAUUGCAUGACAGUUCUUUGUGGACCAACCCCUCCUAGUUUGCUAGAUCGCCGUGGCUAUGUGGUCCCAGACAGCUCACAGGUGCAUACAGCCGAUGGAGAACUGCCUGUGAAGGAGAGUAACGCCGUCAAUGUACGGCAUGAGUACUACGGUUCAACCAAUAUCACACAACAGAAGACAAACAGCACCGGCACCAACACAGCAGGGGAGCCGGUAGUCGUCGCAGACAACAUGGGAAGCACUGCCCCCGUCACCAAGCAUGACAUGAUCAGCUAUCAGGGUCCGGAUGGUACUAUCAACAACAAACUUCCACCAAUAAAUGGCAUGGUGCCACCAACAUGUGCAGGACGAAAGAACCACAUUUGGGACAUGACGCUAAACCAACUCAACUUCUCUGCUUGGCAAGGUAUGACUGACGGAAAAUAUGGGGUGGCUCCGUGAGUACAGUGAACGUGCAGCCCUCGUACACGUACACGACGGAUGACAUCAAGGUGGUCAGCUCCAACGCCCACGACAACAAGCACGUCAUGUCCAGGGGUUGCAGCACCGACUUUUGAUGUCCAUGACGUAUUUAAUGUGUUUCAUUAAUAUUUGUGUCUAUCACAAGAGAUGUAUGUCACCAUCUUGUCGUUUAUGAGUGUCAACCAUAAAUUCUGACAUUCAUUUCAUUGUUCAAAAAUCUGUUUCUGGAAAAUAUCUGUAUGUAAUUAUUUUUUUCUGUAUAUUGACAGCUGACCAGGAAAGUAAUAAUAGUAGUUCAAGUUUAGUCGAUGUCAGUUUUGGAUGAUCUUUGUAGUCAGUGGCAAUCUUGAUAGAUUAUUUUAGGGUUGUGUUAAUACGUGUAUGUAUUAUUGUGUAUAUUAUGUUUUACGAUUGUAUAUGUCUUGUUUUGAAAUCUCAGAUAUUUUAUAUCUAGUCAGGAACAGGGAUGAUGUGGCUGUCCUGUGUAACUGUAAACAAAAUAAAAUCACCAGAUAAAUAUUUUACAACUUUAUCUUGAAUUUAAAUUCUGUUUUAAUACUUAGAACCAGAAACAGAUUUUUAUCAUCCAUAGCAAAUUUCAUAACAUCAACAUGUAAUUAAUAUCAGGUGCAUUUGGUAUUAUAAGUUAUUCUUCGUGUAUAUUGAGAGUACCUAACUUGAUGCAUGUUUAUCCAUAUUAAUGUUACAUGCUUUCUAAAUGUCAUGUCAGAAAUCUUAAAGGCCAUGCACAUUUCAGUUUUCAGAAUGGUUUAAAUCAUCACCAAAGAGUGUCGUGUUUCCAUAUCUAUAUAUCAAUGUUUUAUGUAAAUAAUGUGUAAAUCUGGAACAAUCUGUCAACGUCUUGUCUUGGGUGGAGAAUUACAAAGCAUUGAUUUUAUUUUGAACAUAGAUUUUCCUGAUUCUAGUGAUAUGUGUUACUAAAAUCAGUGUUUGGUUGUAGAAAGGUCUGAAAUUUACCUUUGUAGAUUAGCACAGACAACAAUCAAAUAUAUAACUAUUCUUGGUGGAUAUUUGUCUGAUAUAUAUUAGUGUCAUCAGAGGGUAGAUAUAUUGAACAUGAUUGGUGGGUCUUUGAAACACUGUACAUAUCACAGUUGCAUUUCAGUAGGAAUUAGUGGUACAUAUAAUUCCUGCUUGCAUAUAUUUUGCUUAUAAAUUGCACUGAAAUCCUGCUGAAUCACUUAUCAUUCUUUUAAACAAUAUACCACUUAUUAACCAGAGUCAGUCUCAGUGUAUUCCAUCUUUGUAUCUCAGAGUAUCAUUUUAGAAAUAUCCAUGACUUGAUUUUUUUAAGAAAAGUGAAAAUGCAAAUACUUUCAUUAACAUUGUGUUUUGUUGCAUUAAUCAACAACUACCCCUGGACAUGUGAAGGAGCGGGAUGAGCUCCAAACACUGUCAAUGCUGGCUGCAGCAGUGUCCGGAGUUUAUCUCCAGGACAAGCGACAUGUCUGAUGUAACAUCGUAACCAUGUUGACAGUUUGUUUUAUUGUAUAUUCACAUCCUAAAGUACCCAUAUAUUCAAAACAAUAGUCUCAUCAUCCCCGUAUGAUGGUGCAGGGUAAUGACUUUGAGGAUGAGGUCAAGAACUUUUCUCUUGUGGUCUUUACAGCAUCUUGUUUUAUUUUUAUCAGUCUGUCAAGAUUUUCGGAGAACAGAAGUUAGGUCUUAUCUUACCUAAACUGUCCUGCCAUGCUUGCUAAUUAACUUCAAUAUAUUUUCCUCCUACUGAGAGACGAUACCUUCAGUACCAGCAAUAUUUUGUAAUGAUUUUUUUUUUUUUUUUUUCAUUGAAUUUAAGAUAGCAGGUUACUGAAAAUGGUGGACAUUUGUAAGUUGAGGAUGAAACAUCAGAUGUUGAUUUAUGGAUUCCACAAAAAUUAUCUUGUGCAACUGUGACGUACCACCUGAGGCUAGAUUUGUAACAGUAAGAGAAAAAUGUUGUUUUAUGUUUUUUAUGAAUUAUAUAUUCUAAUAAUUUUUUAAUUUUUUCUGAAACUUUUUUCAAACAAUUGAAAGAAAUCUUAACAAUGGCUUCAUUAUUAUUUUUUGCUAUAUAAGAAGUGAUGAAUACUAAGAAAUUAUUUACAACUUGUCAUGAUAUGUCGGAUAGACAAGAAAAAGUUUUUUGUGCAAGUUUGAUUGAGUAAGACACAAAAGUGAAUGUCUGGGAGGUACUGUAUAUUGUUAGAAAUACAGUUAAUGAUUUGAAAGCACAGUAAUUGUAGCACUAUUAGUUGACUUGACAUUAAUACCUAUUCAAAUCCAUUGUUCUUCAUACACUUUUGAUUUAUGAAUUAGUAUUUCAAUUCAGUUUGUUCUGAAUCACUUCUGUUCACAUUGCAAUGCCUCGAAAAGUUUGCUUCUUAUCUUGAAAAUAACAUUUACCAGAGUAUGUCCUCAUGGUUCACUGACCUGCAUUAAAAAAAAAUUAAAAAUUAAAACAUUCCAUUUUCUAUUUAACCAUUUGUUGAUAUGUAUGUCAUGAACAACAACACAGCUAGUUGUACCAAUCAUCUAGUUAGAGUAUGGUGCUUGGACAGCAGGUGUCACAAUAUUACUACCUAGUACUUGUGGCAUACAAAUGUUCUGAGCAAACUAUGGACAAAUUUACAGAUAGUAUCUGAUAUUGAAAUGUUCCUGUUGAUAUCAUGUAAAGCCACUCAUGUUGCUGCCUGGCAUUAGACUUGACAAUUAUCAAAGAAUUGGGUUUUUCCAAAUGGCAGUUGUGGUCACUUCAGUGUGUAAAACCUUUAUGUUCUUGAGACCGAGUGAUCUCCAGCAUAUAUGUUGUGUAUACAAUGCGAAUAUCGCUGUGAUGUGUACACUGUACUCUGUAACAACUCUACCGUUGAGCUGUAAGUAUUGCUAGAUGUUCAUCAAGUUGAUAACUCUCCUAAGCCUUACAUAUAUGGACUUGACAAAUGUAGAGACAGCACACGAAGGUAUGGGAGCUUAUGUUGCAGAUAUGUUUGAAAGGAUAAUAACAUUAGCCCAGACAGAUGUUUAAUGCUUUUACAGAAGGAAACAGUUUGGCCAGACAAUUUUUUCUAGUUUGCAUCAGUGUUUUAAGCAUAUACUUUUUUUAAGGUGUUCAGUGACCAAGAAAAUAGUAUAAUGUUAUGAUCUCAGAUUAACGUACCGUAUAUUGAAAGAAAAUAUGUUUGAAAGGCCUAUAUAUUUUCCUUUGUCUAAAUCAAACCUGUAUUUGUUUAGAUCCACAAUGUUUGUAUAUUACAUAUUUUACUUUAGAGAAAUCUUGGUACAUUCAUCUGGUGUGUGUUAGCCUCAUCUACUGUUUGGAUGAUGGAAUAUCAUUGCCAGGACUGAAUUGAAAUUGAAUUCGAUAAUGAUACAGGGAGUCACAGCGUUUUCAGAAAGCUGCCUUUACCUGAUAUAUUUACUCUCCAUUAAGGCUUCUUUAAGUAUGAUUUAUAAAGUUAUGUGUUAACACAUGAGCUGGAAAUAACAUGGAAAUAAGAAUACCUCUGAAUUACAGGUUUAGAGGGGGGCUUCUGAUAUUAUUUUCUGUAUCAGCUUUGUUGGUAUAGGCUGUCCCUUAUUUUAAAGGGAGAUAACUUGCAUAUAUAAUUGUAAGCUAAUGAUAAGUCUCGGAUGUCUAGCUGAUAGCCUUCAAGCUGAAGCUCCUAACAUCUCCAACAAUCAUCUCCUUCACUUGAGUGUGGUGCAUGCUGUACAUGAGCAACUAUAUUAUGUGCCACAUCCUAGACUUGGUCCUAUAAUAAAUACAUAUUGUGACACAUAUUCUCUAUGUUGCUCAGGUGUAACUAUGAUCAGCUGUAGAAAAUACUGUUACCUUUGUAUAACUGCCCUGCUUCUAGUGGUGUUGUCAAAUUCAUCUGGUUCUGUUGCAAGUAAGACAUUUCAAAUUAUGUGUGUGGAUGUCAUAUGAUAUUUUGCAUUCGUUAGUGCUUAAUUUCCAGCAGUUCAUGUCUUUGUGAAGUUGUGGGCAGAAUACCUUUCCAAACUGGUUGUCAAACAAGGGAAGAUUCAAAACUGGAAAACAUCUGAAGUAGCUUGGAUCUUUUAGAGCGUGUUUAACUGCCUUUCUUACUUAAUCAUUUCAUUAUUGGAAUGACUGGAUGGAAGAAUGUUUUCCCUCCUUUUCAGCAGAACUCGAAAGAUUUCAUGCAAAUUGUCAAAACUAGGGAAACAUCAAAUAGGCUUCACUUUUCAUUCAGAAUUAGAUUAUGAUAUCCUUCUU